Molecule: messenger RNA, 1389 nt
Organism: Myiozetetes cayanensis
Lineage: Eukaryota; Metazoa; Chordata; Aves; Passeriformes; Tyrannidae
Gene: OTOL1
Product: otolin 1
Exons: 4
Coding region: 1-1389 (462 amino acids)
Molecular function (GO): protein binding
Source: RefSeq, a predicted model, not a curated record
AUGUGGAGCUCCCUGGGGCCUCUCUGGGCAUUGCUGGUGGUGGUUGUGACCUCGUGUGAGGGGCUGAAGGUGACCCCGGCUGUCAAGUACACGAAGCCGAAGCCCCCCCAGCCGGUGGCCUCUCGCCCCCCUCCCACCCUUCUCCCGGGGAAAAUGCCCGUCCCAGCGGCUCCUGCUGGACCUGAGUUACCCACCCCGAGCCGAGGGGCCACCACCAUCUUCCCCUUCGAGAACUACACCCUGGACACGGCCGAGUUCUUCUUCAACUGCUGCGACUGCUGCCCCCCUUCCGCGGGGCCCCGGGGGCUGCCGGGGGAGCAGGGACCCCCAGGUCCCAAGGGGGACAAGGGAGAUGAUGGCCUGCCAGGUCUGCCAGGAGCUCCGGGUCCUCAAGGGCCAAAAGGUUCCAAAGGAGAAAGAGGAGGAAAAGGGGAGCAAGGAGAGCGAGGAGCAAGUGGAAACCCUGGUUAUCCAGGCAAACCUGGGCUGCAAGGUGAAGCUGGAGCCAAAGGCAAUAAGGGCAGCUACGGCUUCCCUGGGCUGAAGGGACAAAAGGGGUCCAAAGGGGACACUUGUGAGAACGGGACCAAAGGAGCCAAGGGGGACAGGGGGGAUCCUGGAGACCCAGGAGCCGUGGGAGAACAGGGUGACAAAGGGGAAAAGGGGGACACAGGGGAGAAGGGGUAUUGUGGGGAGCCAGGGGGGAGAGGGGCGAAGGGAGAGAGAGGGGAAGGGGGCACCAAGGGGGAAAAAGGGAGCAAAGGGGACACGGGGGCCGAGGGGAUGCGGGGGCUGGAUGGAAAACAGGGAGAAAAGGGCGAGAGGGGCACGAAGGGUGAGAAAGGGGACCUGGGCCCCGCUGGCAUGACGGGACCCACCGGUCCCAAGGGGGUGGCAGGCAGCAAGGGGGGCCGGGGGGCGCCGGGCAAGAAGGGCUCUCGCGGGGCCAAGGGCGCUCGCGGGGACGCCACCAAGGCCCCGAGGUCGGCCUUCAGCGCCGGGCUGUCCAAGCCCUUCCCUCCUCCCAACGUGCCCAUCAGGUUUGACAGGGUCCUGUACAACGAGCAGCGGGACUACGACCCUUCCACCGGCAAGUUCAACUGCACCGUGCCCGGCACCUACGUCUUCGCCUUCCACCUGACGGUGCGCGGGCGGCCGGCCCGCGUCGGCCUCGUGGCGCGCACCAGGAGGGUGGCCAAGGCCAGGGACACCGUCCACGGGCAGGAGAUCGACCAGGCCUCCUUCCUGACCAUCCUGAAGCUCAGUGCAGGGGACCAGGUGUGGCUGGAGGUGGCGCGGGACUGGAACGGGGUGUACGCGGGCGCGGAGGACGACAGCGUCUUCACGGGCUUCCUGCUCUACCCGGACGCUCUCGAGGCCCUCAGGUAG